Molecule: messenger RNA, 333 nt
Organism: Colletotrichum spaethianum
Lineage: Eukaryota; Fungi; Ascomycota; Sordariomycetes; Glomerellales; Glomerellaceae
Exons: 2
Coding region: 1-333 (110 amino acids)
Source: RefSeq, a predicted model, not a curated record
AUGUUUGCCAACUACGAUGUCGCCCAGGCGUAUAUCGACAACAUCAGGGUCAGGGGCGCCACCUCCAAUUCCAACCAUGAAUCUAAGUUCAAGGCUAGGAAAACUCCUCGUCAUAUUACCGGCCACGGUUGCGGCAUUGUUAGUCCCGUAUUGACCAGCGGGCAGGCACGCCAUGACGACAUUAUGUUCGCCAAUGCUUCCCAAGAUAUACGAAUUCGAAUCAUUAGCUGUCGUGUUCUCUGCUGCUUCACCCCUUUGAUUGUGGUGUCGGUUCCAUUGUCGUCGGGGCUCAACGCUCUCUUCUGGUGGGCGGAGAACAUCUUGAUUUCAUAG